Neofelis nebulosa (Clouded leopard) is the source of this 1018-nucleotide messenger RNA. Its product is annotated as transmembrane domain-containing protein TMIGD3-like. The coding region runs from base 1 to 465 and encodes 154 amino acids. NCBI's taxonomy places the organism in Eukaryota, Metazoa, Chordata, Mammalia, Carnivora, Felidae. The transcript is spliced from 3 exons. The record is from RefSeq and is a predicted model, not a curated record.
AUGUUUAAAAGGACCGUGGUGUGUGUGUGUGUGUGUGUGCAUGCGUGUCAUGCCCUGAGGGACACAGGAAGCCAGCUCAUCAUCACUCUGUCCUGCCUGACCAAGGAGGAUACAGGCUGGUACCCGUGUGGCAUCCAGUGGGACUUUGCCAGGGACGACUUGGAUUUUACAGAGCUGGUUGUGACUGACGACAGAGGAGGCCUCGCCAGUGAUUUUUGGUCUGGGAAAGACCUAUCAGGCGACAGGAACCGGAGCUGCAGGGCUUCCAAUGUGGCUCACAAGGCCAAUCCCUCCAGGAUGUCCAUUCUCAUAAUCUGCAUACUGAUCACAGGCUUGGGGAUAAUCUCUAUAAUUAGUCACUUGUCCAAAAGGCGGAGAAGCCAGAGGAAUAGAAGGGGUAAGUGGCCAUUGGGGGUGGGGAUUAAGGAAAAUGAAAGGGCCAAGGAAAAACUUUCACACGAGUGAACGUGCCCCUCAUCUGUUGCCUGGACCCAUGGAGGCCAAUGCAGUCAGCCCAUAGACAGGGGUAGAUUCUGCUUCAUGGUGACAAAGGCCCCGUGAGAUGUCACAGAGAGGACACAGUAGCCUUGGUAAGUGGAGGUAUGUGUAGACUAGGGAGGAGGGAGGCCCGGAGAUGGUCACACCACGGGUCCCAGUGUGUGCGAGGGCCACCUGCCCCCCCAGCACACAAGCUUUGGGAGGCAGCCUUACUCUUUGAAACUUUUUGUUCAUCUGGAGGGACUUACCAAAGGACCUCUGGGGCCACUGGGUAAGCAGACAUAGAAAAGUCUCCUUGAGAAGGGUCAGGAGCAGAAGAGGACAGGCCCAUGGCCUCAACUGUAGUCUUAAGCCAAGGGAGGAAUAGCCCUUAAGCUUUGUGUCUCCUGCCCUUGGGCAAUUACAGGUAAAGGCCCAGCUAGAAGCCAGAGAACCAGUCAAGCUCCUUCUAUGAUCCCCACACCUCUGGUAAGUUCCUUCCUUGGCUCUUCCUGGGCCCUGCGCCCCACAGCCACCUGAC